AUGUUGAUACCAACAUGUGUAAUCAAAUUAUUGGAACUGACAUUAGCUGUAGCUUGCCUCACACUCCAUCAUUAUAGCUACGAUUUGAGUGAUGUCCCUGCGCUGAUACUAUAUUCUGGCACAUAUAUGGGGUACGUUAUCGUGCUCUCAGGAGAGAUAGUAGGGGAAAUGAUUUUCGCCCCGUUAGAUCUUGUCCAAGACAUGUAUUUUGGAAUGCUGGGGAUUAUCUUAUUCUCAGUUAGCGGUGGCAUAGUACUGUCUACAAGAGCAUAUUCCUAUAACUACCCCCUUACAGGAGAUUCUACAACAGCAUUGAUAGUCGGUUACUUAGCUAUACUAAACGCUGUGGUAAUGCUUUUUGAUUUAAGUCUUGCAUAUUUGGACAGCGAACAGUUUGAUGACGAAGCUAGUGAGGCGGUUUCAGCGGCGGCGGACGCUUAUAUCGACGCUUGGUGGUCUGCGGCUGGCUCGGUUUUAUUUGGGGCUUGUGGAGCUUUGACUUUGAAUAACUGGAAAUAUGUGCCUGAUUGUGCUCGUCACAGACAAGCGCGCACGACAGCGGUAUGCGCCUUCGCUGCUGCUGCACUGUUCCUCUUAGAUGCCUUAAUAGCUCUUUGUUCCGCACACAAAGAUGCAGAUAGUAUACGAUCAAAGUCAAGUAAACGAUGUAGCCCU
Molecule: messenger RNA, 675 nt
Organism: Brenthis ino (lesser marbled fritillary)
Lineage: Eukaryota; Metazoa; Arthropoda; Insecta; Lepidoptera; Nymphalidae
Source: the annotation of a GenBank genome assembly